Molecule: messenger RNA, 469 nt
Organism: Dama dama (fallow deer)
Lineage: Eukaryota; Metazoa; Chordata; Mammalia; Artiodactyla; Cervidae
Biological process (GO): translation; ribosomal large subunit assembly
Cellular component (GO): ribosome; cytosolic large ribosomal subunit
Molecular function (GO): structural constituent of ribosome
Source: RefSeq, a predicted model, not a curated record
AUGCAACCUGUUGCCUGUACAGGUAGCCCUAAGGGACCUUGGAGACAACUCUUCUUAGUGGGCAUUCAUGACUGGCCUGCUGUUUCUCAAUCUAGACUCCAGACAGGUAUGCGCGGUGCCUUUGGAAAGCCCCAGGGCACAGUGGCCAGGGUCCACAUUGGCCAGGUCAUAAUGUCCAUCCACACCAAGCUGCAGAACAAGGAGCAUGUGAUUGAAGCCCUCCACCGGGCCAAGUUCAAGUUCCCUGGCCGUCAAAGAUCCACAUCUUCAAGAAGUGGGGAUUUACCAAGUUCAAUGAGGAUGAAUUUGAGAACAUGGUGGCAGAAAAGUGACUCAUCCCAGACGGCUGUGGGGUCAAAUACAUCCCUAAUCGUGGUCCCCUGGACAAAUGGUGGGCCCUGCACUCAUGAGCAUCAGCUCUGUUCCCUCCUUAAUCACGCUCACCAAUAAAUGCUAUUUCCUGUCAAAA